UGAUGAUGGUACUUGAGAAUGUUAAGAUGGUCACUCUGAUUGGAAUCUUCAGCUUAAUAUAUGAAAUGACAGUUCCGGUCUUGAACAAUCUGAGACCUCAUUCUAUCCUUACCUGGUAGUACAGCAGCUGUUGAGAGGGCAUUUAGCAAACUAAAGCUUCUUAAAACUUCUGCGAGAUCCAGACUCACAAACAAGACAUUGAAUUGUCUCAUGACAGUAGAAUUUGAGUCCCCAUCAAUCACUGAGUUCUCUCCUGAUGAGGCAGUAGAUCUAUGGUACAACAAACAAAACAGGAGGCCAAGUUAUGACAGACAGAAGCAUCCCAGGCCCCAUACAUCUGUUGCUGAAGCUGUUGAUCCAGAAGAUGCUACCUCACAGGUCCAUGUAGAUCCAGAUCCAGAACCAGAAAUAGAUAACCAGCAACAGCCACAGAACUUAGAAGCACCAACACCAGCACCUGAGGUUGAUCAAAUGGAUUAUGAAGCUGCAGGUCCCACUGAACAGGACAGUCUAGACUCAGACUUUUCAGACAAUGAGGAGGUAGUUGACAGACUGAUCGAAAAAUAUCAAUAAUUUCAGAAUUUUUGUUGUAACAGAUAGCAAAAAAGAUAGCUUAACAGUAUAACUGGUUUCAAGCAAA
Owenia fusiformis is the source of this 640-nucleotide messenger RNA. The record is from the annotation of a GenBank genome assembly. Lineage: Eukaryota; Metazoa; Annelida; Polychaeta; Sabellida; Oweniidae.